AUGCCUUCACGUUUAUCAACCCCCGUUCUCACGGUGGAUACAGAGAAAAUUCACAAAGUCGACACAGCUAAUGCACAGAGCCUUCAUGGGAUGUGGAUGGUAUUUUCUAAAUGUGCGGACUAUAUGGAAGAGGGCCGUCGGUUGGAGAACUUGAGUUGGAGACUCUGGACACGUGAGACAUUUUGCGUGGAACCGGAAACAUCUAGCGAUACAUCCGUUUUGCCACUCCUGCGCCAGGAAGCCGGCGAUCUACCAGAACUUUCCGCCAGUGUCGAGUCCGCUGCUUCAGAUCAGGCCGAGAGAAUUGAGCAUCAUAUCAAGCGCCCUAAGGGUAUGGACUACAAGCCCACAGUAGUCCGCGAUGAUUCCUUGUUGAGCCUUGGCAGAGGCAAGGAGAAACAUAUCACAUCACUCGGAUUGGAACGGAUGGUGUUGAAUAUCAAAGAGAAGAAGAAUCUUGAACCUUUGCCCACCAUGACUACAGUCGCCCCUCCUGUCGUUGACAUCACUCCACGACCCUCCACUCCUACGCCUACUCCUCCAUCUGUCUCUACUGCGAAGCGACCAUCCCCGUAUUCAAUUAGCCAACAGCCGAAUCAGUCUACCGAAUCCUGCUCAACUACUGCUCCAGACUGCAAUGAGAGCGACGCCGCAAAUGUCACCGCCUCGGAUACCAGCGUAUCUUCUUCCGGCAUUCUUCCAACCCGUGCCGAGUUGAUCAAGUCGCCUAGUAUUGUCCGAGGUUUCUCACCGUCGCAAGUGUCUUCGUCGUAUCGGUCCCAGGCGAAUUUGACUGCCGACCAGAGCCCUGCAAAAUCGGCACAGUUAAAGCCCAUGCCUUUUAAGAAGAAGGGCGGUAUGUUUACGUUGGGUGGCUCUUCCGGCGAUGAUGAUGAGAGUUCUUUCGAAGAUCGUAUGGAAUUGCAGGGCCCGCAUCGAAGCUCACUCUCAGAUGAACUGGGAAAGCCUAAUGGCAACCAGCCGAGCCCGAAGAAGGUCACUUCGUUUAAGAACCAAGUUGGGACCAUUAAACCGAUUAAGGAGCGAUCCAGAGACAAUGACGAGGACGCCAUCGAGACCGAGGAUGAGGUAUCCGAAAGUGCUAUUGAUGACGAAGAGGAUUCUGAUUGGGAAGAUUCCGUCACCGAAAGCGGCCGAUCAAGUGUGGAGGAAAACCACCAGCUCUUUCAGCGUGUUGAUUCUCGACCCAAUCUUGUUUCGCGGCGCUCUCUUUUGACAAUGAUGAUGCACCAACCUACCACGAUGGGGGCCACUCGAUCCAGUCCAGCCUUGCAACGAUCGCGUCUAACAUCACCGAACGGUCCCUCAAUUCCCGCUUCUCCACCCGAAAAUGAUGGCGAAAACUUGACCAUGCGUGGCCCCGACGUACCUCGUUCGAAGCCGAUAAUCAUGAGACCACCUCCACAGUCGGUUGCUCAUUCUCCCAGAACUACCAGAAGGAAUAUGCUCGCUACGGAGUUGACCGAGUCUCUUCGCCGUCACCUGCUAUGGGAGCGACAGCAGAAGAGCACAACCGCCAAUGCAUUCCUCAAACGGAGACACACUGCUCAUGACAUGGCAAAUUUGCAGGAAUACCCUAAUCCUAACGACGCCCAGAAAGGCCAAGGCACUAGAGUGGCGAAUCCCAACGCGGCAAGUCGGAGCAAGGACAAGGAUGCCGCGAAAACUGGUUCUUGGACUAAUUACACUGAUUUUGGUCCGUGGGAGUACCACGUGAAGGGAUGGUAG
Molecule: messenger RNA, 1749 nt
Organism: Aspergillus tanneri
Lineage: Eukaryota; Fungi; Ascomycota; Eurotiomycetes; Eurotiales; Aspergillaceae
Exons: 2
Coding region: 1-1749 (582 amino acids)
Biological process (GO): regulation of nitrogen utilization; mitochondria-nucleus signaling pathway; negative regulation of transcription by RNA polymerase II
Cellular component (GO): cytoplasm
Source: RefSeq, a predicted model, not a curated record